AUGCAAAACCAAAGCAAGGGGGUACUUUUAUGGAAAACAUGGGUUUUACAGUAUGGCCCGCCCUCCUGUCGUUUUGCUCGUAACAAUAAACGAAGAGAGCCAUUUAUACAGGUAUCACCAAUGCUUCUAAUGAAGUAUUCACAAAUAUUUAUUAUAUUCACGAUUUUAACGUGUGCUCUUGCUUCUUAUCUUGAUAUUCCCAAACCGCCUCAACGUCCACAACGAUUUAAAACGCGUCAACAAAUUGUAGAUUAUUUAAAAGCUGUAAAAGAUUACUAUGAUGCCUUCAAAAUUAAACUUGUACGUCGAGAAGAUAUUUUAUCUAAAUUAUAUUCAAAUUUAGAAAAUAGUGACAAAAUUAUUAAUAAUAAAGAUAAUCAACAAUCAAACUAUGAAGAAGAAACAACAAUCAACUCAGAUAAAUCUGAAUUUGAUUCGGCAUAUCAUCCAUAUUAA
Molecule: messenger RNA, 456 nt
Organism: Didymodactylos carnosus
Lineage: Eukaryota; Metazoa; Rotifera; Eurotatoria; Philodinida; Philodinidae
Source: the annotation of a GenBank genome assembly